GGCCUGUUAGUUUCUCGGAUUCGCAUUUGCGACAGUUCUGGCACGUGCCAGUAAUCACAUAAGGUAUUCCACAUUUGUAGCAAUGGAUCUGAUGCGCUUGACUGUAUUGUUGCGUUCGGUGUUUAUUCUAUUGACAGUUCUACCUAAUACAGUUGCAUUGUAUUGAGUUGGUAAUAUAUCGAGAGGGAGUUCAGGAUAUUCGGCAAUAAAUGAGAUACCAGAGAUGUUAUUGUGAAUUGAAGUACUGUUAAGACACCGGCGCCGCCUGCAGGUAUGGCGGACGUGUGCUUGCUGUUGCUGCUUUGCUAGAUUUGAGAUAUCCGGGAUUAUGGUGCCGGGCGAUACUGUGACAUCUAUGCAUGUAAAUAACCUAGGGGAUUUUUGGUUUAAUUAAAAUAAUAAAAGAAAGCAACAUAUGGCUGGUGUUUUUGUGUUGUUUUCUAGGGACUUUCUUGUUUGCGAGUUUGCGUCAAGUUUUCGUUUCUCCAUAGCACAUGCAACGUAAAUGACUUACGAUUUGUGACUGAUGCUGAAGUCAUACCUAUUCCUGUGAGGAUCAAAACGUUGGUGAAAAUGUCUGCCAUUGUCAAAGUUGAAAUAAAACAAGAAGAAGCAGUAACUGCAUUCAUUGCUGAAGAGGUUUUACUGAGCAAUUAUGUCUCCAAUACAAUCAAGAGGGAACAUAAUGAUAUUAGCAAUGCAACAGCUAAUUUGGAAGCACAUUCUAAACGAUCAAAAGAUUUUAAAUGUGACCAGUGUGAUUACGUAUCCCACUACAGGCGCCGUUUGAGACAGCAUUUGUUAACACACAAGACUGUCAAUGAUUUUAAAUGUGACUAUUGCGAAUACACAGCCAAAUAUAAACGCCUUCUGAUGUACCAUCAGUUAACACAUAACGUCAAGGAUUUUCUAUGUGGUCGGUGCGAUUACGCCACUAACACCAAAUCCAAUUUGCAAAAACAUUUGCUAAUACACGAUACUUCCAGCGUUUUGAAAUGUGCCCAGUGUGAUUAUAUAACCAAUUACAAAUCCAAUUUAAGAAAACAUGAUUUAACACACAAGCUAAUCAAGGAUUUAAAAUGUGCCCAAUGUGAUUACGCAACCAAUUGCAAAUCUAAAAUAAAAAUGCACAUGUUGGUACACAAAUCUUCGAAGGACUUGAAAUGUGCCCACUGUGAUUAUGCAACCAAUGUCAGAUGGAGUUUGAGAAAACAUUUGCUAACACACAAGACAACUAAGGAACUCAAAUGUGCCCGAUGUAAUUACGCUACCAAUGACAAAUCUGCUUUGAGAAAACAUUUUUUAUUAAAACAUCAGGAUAUGCAAAAGGAUUUAAAAUGUAGCCAAUGCGAUUAUGCAACCGGCAUCAGAAAAUAUUUUAGGUAUCAUCUGUUAACGCACAAGACAUCUAAGAAUUUUAAAUGUGUUCAGUGUGAUUAUGCAACCAAACGCAAAGGCUGUUUGAAAAAACAUUUCAUAACGCAUAUUUCCAAUGAUUUAAAAUGUACCCAGUGUGGUUACACAACGUCGAGCAAAUACAAAUUGAGAAAUCAUCUUUUGAGACACCAGUUAAUCUGUGGACUAAAAUGUGGGCUGUGUGAUUACACAACCAAUAACAAAUCUCAUUGGACAAUACAUUUAUCGACUCACAAGCCUGCGAAUGAUUUAAAAUGUCAUCAGUGUCAUUAUAGAACCAAUCAUAAUUCUCAUUUUAAAGAUCAUCUGCUGACGCAUAUCAUUUUCAAUAAUUUAAAAUGUGCACAGUGUGAUUUUGCAACUAAGUAUAAAUCUAGUUUAAAAAACCAUUUGUUAACACACGAGAAUGUCAAGGAUUUAAAGUGUGGUCGGUGUGGUUAUGCAACCAACUGUAAAUCCAGUUCGACGAAACACCACAACACUUGUAAGGAUUGGAAAUGUAGCGAGUGCGAUUACACAACCAAUUACAAAUGCCAUUUGAAAAGACAUCACGCAACACACAAAACUGUGAAGUGCGAUUUCGUAACCGCACACAAGAUUACGAAGGAUUUCAAAUGUGCCCACUGUGAUUAUGCAACCGGUGUCAAACAGAGUUUGAGAAAACAUUUGCUAAUACACAAAAUAUCAAAUGUUUUUAAAUGUGCACAGUGUUUUUAUGUGACCGAUCGCAUAUCCAAUUUUAAAAGACAUCUCUUAACACACAAGAUCUGCAAGGAAACAUCUGUUAAUGCUUUAUUGUAGUCUGAUGACAUUGAAUAAACUGCACAUUGUAACUAAUUUGCAAUACUCUGGUCAAUCAUUAUAUUACGCGUCCAUUUCUCUGCUUUUAGGCAUUGAAUUUUGUGUUUGAUUCGAUUACCAGAUUUUUAUCGUAUAAUAUUUGUGUAUUUUCUCGCAAUUUGUUGCCGUAGUUAAUUUAUUCUAUGUAUUUGUGGGGGUUAUGCAGGGGUUUUCGUCCAGAAGAAGGUUUCUCUAGUAUCGCAUUUUUGUUUGAGUAAUAUAU
This is a messenger RNA of Photinus pyralis (common eastern firefly), 2479 nucleotides long. Its product is annotated as zinc finger protein 729-like. The transcript has 2 exons. Gene Ontology annotation, biological process: regulation of transcription by RNA polymerase II. Gene Ontology annotation, cellular component: nucleus. Gene Ontology annotation, molecular function: RNA polymerase II transcription regulatory region sequence-specific DNA binding; DNA-binding transcription factor activity, RNA polymerase II-specific. Bases 574 to 2217 code for a protein of 547 amino acids. The record is from RefSeq and is a predicted model, not a curated record. NCBI's taxonomy places the organism in Eukaryota, Metazoa, Arthropoda, Insecta, Coleoptera, Lampyridae.